UGUUUUUGACAGUUCUCUUCAACUCUAUCUUACGUGUGUUGAAAUUUUACUCGUGCUAUUAACGCUAUUAACUUUGUUUUUAAGCAAUAUUCUAGCUAAAAAAAUAUCUUUUUGCGAAUUUAGCAACACUACUUUUGAUACGAACCUUGAGACCCACAAUGGACGACACAAGCCGUCAGCUGUUAGGUGACUGUUUCCUGCGGACCGUCGUAAAUCCCCGCUCUACAAAUCCCCCGUUAGAACCUCCGCCUACAAAGGCACCGGUUAAGGCAGAACUACAGAUCCUCCGCCUGAAAGAGGAAUCCCGCAAUUUAGUGAUGGAUACGCUGCGCUCCAUUCACGGGGAAGCAUUCCAACUAGGUGACAUCAGCAAAUACGAGGACAAAGGAGGUCGUGUGAAGAAAGCCUACUGGCAAGACCGAGGCAAUUUGGUUAUCCGAGGGGGAUGCGAUUUUUCUCAUGUUAAGAAGACCGCUAAUGGUGGUGAGGAUAAAUUUCGGAUGUACGCGUUGAUUAAGUUGGAGAGUUACGGAUUUGCGAAGGGGCACUGCGAGGAAGCGCUGGAUCAUUGCAGUGGGGAUGUUGAUGAGGCACUGGGGAUACUGUUCGGGAAGUAUUUCCCACCUCCGGUGGAUUUGGUCCUGAUGGAGUGUGACGUGACCGAGGAAGAACUUGAUCAGAUGAGAAAUGAUGAGAAGGAAGCGUUGGAAUCGAUCUAUGAUAAGCUGUUUGUGGAGAAGGAACGGAAUCGCGUGUGGCAGUUGAAGUUCAAGAUAGAUCAUUUGCUGGUUCACAGUCCUUCGGAGGUAAAGAAGUUGGAGAAGAAAAAGCUGCAAGCGUUGGAAAAUGAACGGCAACGACAGUUGGCAGCGAAAGCGAAGAAAAAACCUAAGAAAGAGCCUUGCUGGAACUUUGCCAAGGGAAAGUGCAGAUACGGUAAUAAGUGUUAUUUUUCACAUGGUACGGAAUCUGACGGGGAAGAAUCUAAUAAGGAAGAAGGAAAGAAAAAACUAGAGGAAGAUCCGAAUUGGUUUUUCUUGGAGGUACGUUUUCCUAAAAAGAGUAAAUAUCCUUACGAAGCUCCGUUGCUGUUUUUAAAAACAACUUGCCCGGAUAUUCCACAUCAGUUGUUGCUGAGAGUGGCACGAAUUCUGGUCCAGGAAUCUAUUAAAACUACGCAGGACGGGAUGCCAUGCGUUUACUCGAUAGCAGAACUGUUGCAAAAUGACGAAGAAAUCAGUCGCUUCGUUGAAUUGGACCGUUAUCAGUUUCCGGAUCCACGUCGUUCACUGUUUCAUAUCCCGGAGGAGGACACUCUGAAUAGCUUAACAAUCGAAGAUCUUCCCACUCACAACCAAAUGGGUCUAACGCAUCGAUCGUCCGGUCCGAAGACGAACCCAGAGCAGCAGCUGAAAGACGACUUGAAUAUUAUCCGGAAAUUUAUGGACAAGCAGAAAAAUGAUGCCUACAAGGAUAUGCUUCGUCAUCGCCAGCAGUUGCCGGCGUGGUGUAAAAUGAGCGAAAUUAUAACUGCCAUGGAGUCUGCCCCGGUGCUGGUUAUCAGCGGUGAAACGGGCUGCGGUAAAUCAACCCAAGUGCCUCAAUUUAUCCUAGACAAUUGGUUGUUUCAGUCGUCGAAGCUGGACCGGAAGGUUCCACACGUGGAAAUCAUUUGUACCCAACCGAGACGACUAUCGGCCAUUGGAGUGGCCGAGCGAGUAGCUGAGGAGCGAGUGGAACGUAUCGGGAACACCGUCGGCUAUCAGAUUCGAUUGGAGAACAAAAUUUCCUCCUCGACUAGACUUACGUUUUGCACCACGGGAAUCUUGCUGCGGAGGUUACAAUCGGAACCCACGCUGGACAACGUGACGCAUAUCAUAGUGGACGAAGUGCACGAGCGUUCCGAGGAAUCAGAUUUCCUGCUGUUGAUCCUGAAAGAAUUAUUGGAAAGACGGCGGGAUUUGAAGGUGAUCCUCAUGUCAGCGACGUUGAAUUCGAAUCUGUUUUCUUCCUACUUUGGCGAUGUUCCGGUACUGGAUAUUCCUGGAAGAACGUUUCCAGUGGAACAGCUCUUCCUGGAAGAUAUUUUGGAAAGGAGUGGCUUUGUGCUGGAGCCGGAUUCUCAGUUCUGUCGGAAGCUGCGAAAGGGCGAAGAAGAGCAGCUAAUGCAAGAGCUGGAGUAUGCUGACGUGAAAGCAUCCAAUGCUGCCCCGGCUAAGACAAUCAAGGACGAGAAUCUGAAGAUGGCCGAUCUUUUUGCGCGGUAUUCGGACUACUCAAAACCAACCUGCAAAACGCUCUACCUGAUGGACCCGCUGCGUAUCAAUCCGGAACUAAUCGAACACAUUCUGCGCUACAUUGUCGAAGGAACGGAUCACGGCUGGCCGAAGGAGGGAACCAUUCUUAUUUUCCUACCCGGUCUAGCCGAGAUCAAAACCGUCCACGAGGCACUUUGCGAUAGUAAACUGUUCGGCCCGCGGGAAGACAAAUUCAUUCUCGUUCCACUGCACUCUACCCUAAGCAACGAAGAACAAACGCUGGUAUUCAAAAAAGCCCCCAAAGGAAAACGGAAAAUCGUGCUAAGUACAAACAUUGCCGAAACGUCGGUCACGAUCGAUGAUUGUGUGUUCGUAGUGGAUUGCGGUCAGAUGAAAGAAAAACGAUUCGAUUCGAAUCGAAACAUGGAAUCACUUGACGUGGUUUGGGUUUCCAGGGCAAAUGCGCUGCAACGGAAAGGUCGAGCUGGCCGUGUCAUGCCGGGUGUUUGUAUACAUCUGUUUACUAGACCUCGGUUCACGAAUCAUAUUCUGUCGCAGCCGGUACCGGAAAUUCAUCGAAUACCACUGGAACCGUUGCUGUUGCGGAUCAAGACUCUACAAACGCUGCAGGGUAGAUCUCUGAAAGAUGUUCUGAGGGCGACUAUAGAACCACCCAGCGACGAGAACAUUGAAGCGGCCAAAAAACGAUUGAACGAUGUUGGUGCCUUUGAUUUGGAGGAACAGCUGACACCACUGGGACAUCAUUUGGCUGCUCUGCCGGUAGACGUGCGGAUUGGAAAAUUGAUGCUUUUCGGUGCGAUCUUUCAGUGCUUGGAUAGCGUUCUGACGAUCGCGGCCUGCCUGAGCUUCAAAAGUCCAUUCGUAUCCCCUUUCAGUAAACGAGACGAAGCCGACAGUCGGAAGCGUCUGUUCGGCAUAGCCAACAGUGACCAUCUGACGAUGCUGAAUGCCUAUCGAAAGUGGAAAGAAACUACCAAACGCAGUCGAUAUGCUGCCCAUUGCUAUGCGGAAGAAAAUUAUCUCUCCUCGAAAACGCUACAGACGAUCGGUGAAAUGAAAUAUCAAUUCCUAGAACUACUGGUGUCAAUUGGAUUCGUACCGGUAGACCUCACCGGUCGACGGGGGAAGUUCGUCAAAGACGAACUGCUAGAGCUAACGGGGAACGAAAUCAACGCAAACGGCGAUAACAAUCGACUACUUGCUGCGAUCCUUUGUGCCGCUCUUUAUCCGAACGUCAUCAAAAUUCUAACUCCGGAGAAAAGUUUCAUUAGCGGUGCAGGUGGAGCCGUACCGAAAUUACCUCAACCGUCGGACCUACGCUUCAAAACGCAACAGGAUGGGUUCGUUUUUCUGCACCCAUCGUCGAUCAACUCCCGGUUCGGUCACUUCAAUUCGCCCUAUCUGGUGUACCAGGAGAAGGUGAAAACUACGCGAAUUUACAUCCGGGAAACAACUAUGGUUCCUCUGCUGGCGAUGGUGCUCUUCUCCGGUAGUGAUUUACGAAUCGAACUACACGGUGGAGAUUUCGUGAUUCUGCUGGAGGAUGGCUGGAUUAUGUUGCAGGCAGAAACACACGAGGUGGCCGAGAUGAUGAAGUUUCUUCGGCUAGAGCUGGCUAAAAUGUUGGAGCUGAAGAUCGCUGAUCCUCUGCUGAAUCUGGCCAAUCACGAGCACGGUCGGAAGGUGAUUGGAACAAUUGUGCAGUUGAUCAAUAAAGAAUGAUAGGCAUUAGAUUUGAACUUUUGUGAUGUUUCUUUUCCAUGUAUUUAUCUAGGUAGAACCUAGUUAAUAUUUGAAAAUAUUGUAAACAUGUUAUGUAUAAACAUAUAAACGCAAAUAUAUU
Molecule: messenger RNA, 4122 nt
Organism: Topomyia yanbarensis
Lineage: Eukaryota; Metazoa; Arthropoda; Insecta; Diptera; Culicidae
Product: putative ATP-dependent RNA helicase DHX57
Exons: 3
Coding region: 159-4001 (1280 amino acids)
Cellular component (GO): intracellular anatomical structure
Molecular function (GO): protein binding; metal ion binding; RNA binding
Source: RefSeq, a predicted model, not a curated record